Molecule: messenger RNA, 1357 nt
Organism: Lycium barbarum (goji berry)
Lineage: Eukaryota; Viridiplantae; Streptophyta; Magnoliopsida; Solanales; Solanaceae
Exons: 4
Coding region: 142-1083 (313 amino acids)
Molecular function (GO): hydrolase activity
Source: RefSeq, a predicted model, not a curated record
UAGUACUAAGUAAGUACUUUAAUUAAAAAAUCACUCUGUCUUCUCUGACCUUCAUAUGAAGUAAUUAUAAAAUCAAACACAUUUCAUCAUCUUCUUACAAAUAGAGCAAAAAGGCAAAAUCAUAUUCAACAGUUUCCAAAAAUGGAACAAAUAGAGCACAAACAUGUUGAAGUGAACGGGCUAAAAAUUCAUGUAGCUGAAAUUGGAAGUGGAAAUUCCCCAGUUGUAGUGUUCUUACAUGGCUUCCCUGAAAUAUGGUAUUCUUGGAGGCACCAAAUGAUAGCUGUGGCCAAAGCUGGUUACAGAGCUAUUGCACCCGAUUUCAGAGGAUACGGGUUAUCGGAUCAGCCACCCCAACCCGAGAAAACCACCUUUCUUGAUCUUACCAAUGACAUCCUUGCACUUCUUGAUGCUCUUAAUAUCUCUAAGGUUUUUCUUGUUGGUAAAGACUUUGGAUCUAUUGUCAUUUCGCGUUUUGUCACUCUCUAUGAGGAGAGAGUCUCUGGAUUUAUUAGUAUGGGAGUGCCAUAUUUGCCUCCACAACCUCUCCAGUGGAAAGGCCUCCCUGAAGGCUUCUACAUUUCGAGAUUUGGGGAGCCCGGGAGAGCUGAAGCUGAUUUUGGCCGCCUUGACGCAAAAACAGUAGUGAGGAAUGUAUACAUUCUUUUCUCCAGAAGUGAAAUACCGAUAGCCAAUGAAGAUCAGGAAAUCAUGGACAUUGUGCAACCGUCAACUCCUCUGCCCCCUUGGUUCUCUGAGGAAGACCUGGCUGCAUAUGGUGCUUUGUAUGAGAACUCUGGAUUCCAAACUGCUUUGCAGGUUCCUUAUAGGUCACUCGCUGAACAGCUCAACAUAACAGAUCCAACAGUUCACGUUCCAGCACUGUUUAUUAUGGGAGAGAAGGAUUAUUUCCUCAAAUUUCCAGGAACCGAAGAUUACAUUAGUAGUGCAGGACUCAAAAGUUCAGUACCUAAUCUGGAGAUAGCCUCUCUGCCAGAAGGAAACCAUUUUGUUCAAGAACAACUACCCGACGAGGUUAAUCAACUCGUGCUAGACUUCCUUACUAAGAAUAGUAAGAAAUAAGUAUUCAUAUAGCCGACCUCAACUUGCUUGGGAUCGAAUCGUUGUUGUUAUUGUUGUUGUCUUUCCUUCUACUGGGAUGCUGUAUCAAGUCCUAGUUGUGUUCUACAUGUAAUAUUUUGCUGGAGACUGCAGCGACCCUGCAAUAUCUACGAUGCAUCCUGAAUACACCUGUCUAGUCUAAAGUAAUGUGUGAAAUUAUGAAAAACGAGGCUUGAAACAGCCAUGUUCCUUCUCUCUUUUCUUCUGUUAAUAUUAUGAAUGUUAAGUGCCUGGA